This is a messenger RNA of Lichtheimia ornata, 1038 nucleotides long. RefSeq lists its product as uncharacterized. The record is from RefSeq and is a predicted model, not a curated record. Gene Ontology annotation, molecular function: rRNA (uridine-N3-)-methyltransferase activity. Lineage: Eukaryota; Fungi; Mucoromycota; Mucoromycetes; Mucorales; Lichtheimiaceae. Gene Ontology annotation, biological process: rRNA base methylation. Bases 1 to 1038 code for a protein of 345 amino acids. Gene Ontology annotation, cellular component: cytoplasm. The transcript has 2 exons.
AUGGGUCCGCCAAAGAAGAAAAAGCUGGUGCAAUCGCUCAAUAAGACCCUCAGAAAAGCUGAGAAACGCAAUAUCCAGAAAGCGAAGCAGGAAAGACGAGAACAACAACUCGCCAAAACCAACAAACAAAAGGUGUACGAACGCAAACCGACAUUUGGCGAGGACGAUCGGAUCUUGUUGAUUGGCGAAGGCAACUUUUCAUUUGCACGUGCCAUUGCAGACCACUAUAUGCAAAGCAAUCCAGCACUGAUCACGGCGACAUGUCUUGACAGCGAAUCAGUUUUAUAUGAAAAGUAUGGAGACGAAGCCAAGGACAACAUUGAAGCGUUGCAGGAUCUUGGUGUCACUGUAUUGUUCGAGGUGGAUGGCACGCAAUUGGGCAAGCACAAGCUUAUCCGGAAGAAUCGAUAUACCAAGAUCAUAUUCAACUUUCCUCAUGCAGGUGCUGGUAUCAAGGAUCAGGAUCAUAAUGUGCGUGCCAACCAAGCCCUUUUGAACGACUUUUUCGCAUCGGCCACACCUCUUCUUUCAAUACAAGGCGAGAAGCGUCGGCAUCGAUCUGGGAAUAGCAAUGUGCUUGAUAUGGAACCUGAAAAUGAUGACGAAGGAGGUGAAUUGGCAACAGCAAGUGAUGAACCAUUACCGGAUGGUGAGAUCCAUGUGACCAUUAAGACAUGUAAGCCGUACAACUUGUGGGAUGUCAAGAGGUUAGCCAAGACUACAGGUGCAUUAGCUGUCAAGGCCACGUUACCAUUCAACCCGACCUUUUAUCCUGGAUACGAGCAUCGUCGCACUUUGGGUUUCAAGGAGGGUGUCAGCCAAGGCAACAACGCUGAGAUUUUAAAAUCGGAUCCAAAGACAUUUGUCAUUGUACGCAAAGAAGCCAUGGCUCAAGAAUUUGAGAGGAGCAAACAGGGCGCCAUCAACAAAAAGAAGGAGCUGCAACGACAAGCCUUGCUCAGCAAAAGGAAAAGGAAGCAACGACCACGGAAUCAAGAUGAUGAUCACGACGACGACGAUGACGAUCAUGAUGAUUAG